Messenger RNA from Ceratitis capitata (Mediterranean fruit fly), 954 nucleotides. RefSeq lists its product as uncharacterized. Bases 100 to 591 code for a protein of 163 amino acids. The transcript has a single exon. NCBI's taxonomy places the organism in Eukaryota, Metazoa, Arthropoda, Insecta, Diptera, Tephritidae. The record is from RefSeq and is a predicted model, not a curated record.
UAUCGAAGAAAACAGUGCGCCUUUUGAAUACAAAACUUUUCGUUUUUUUCUUAAAAAACGCUUACAUACAACAACUACUCUACCUCAAACACCACGGAAAUGCGUGAAUUGUCGCUAUUGAGCGUGGUCAUGGCCGUUUUGCUAGGCUUCAUGGUCACCACAAUAAGCCCCGUUAUCGCUCUGCGCAUCAACGCAGGACGCACAACGCCAGUACCAACAACAACUACAGAAACUGCUGCCGCUGCAACGAGUGAACGUCCUCUGCCCAUUUACAUUAACAACAAUAUACCAAACGUUGACGUCAGCUGUACGGUGCGCUACAAGUGCCAAGCGAAGUUGAAGGGCACCACGGUGCCGCCAAGGCCGUGCAUUAGGUACUGCGUGAAGUUCAUCGAAUGUCCAAAUGCGCCAAAGAUCCAUGGCACGGCGGGGCAGUGUGUCGAUUUGGAUGAGACUAAGGUACGGCAACAGUAUGAGGCGGACCAAAAGAAAGCUGGUGGUGUUCGUAUUAUGGAAGUGGCAAUGAUUGAUUUCCCAUGCCGUCCUGGUUUCCUGCCCGACGAUUUGGGCCGUUGCCGCGAAAUUUGGUGAAGAGUGAUGCGUUGAGAGAAAAUUUUCUAACUUUGUUUCAAUAAAAGCAAUUAAAUGAGUUUGCAAAGUAAUGAACAUAAACUAAAUUUGUUUUUAUGUUAACGGUACAGUGCUUUCAAAUAUUUUAUAUACCCACAUAUGUAUGUGGUUGGUCAAGUGUUAUCGCGGUUUUUUGAUUACCCCAACAACUGAAAUUUUUUUUUUCGGCAUAAGUAUAACAAAAGGAAAUAAUAUUGUAACAGAACUCCAAUAAUCCAAAUAAUCUCAAAAUCUCAAUCAUAAUUUAGAUCUAAAACAAAACGCAGAGAAUAGCAUAGAUAAGAAUAAUUAACUAAUUAAUUAAUAAAACAAAACAAUAUAAAA